AUGCGCGAAUGCGGUGGUGCACAGGUCGUCGUCCAUGGAAUCAGUCAUAUCUCCGUGCAAUGUAAACAAAAACAUGAACUCCUCCCGUUAUCCGUCGUUCGCCAGGACAAUGGAAUGCCAACUGUUAAAGAAAGUCUACAACGAACGUUUCAUUGUUCAUCAAGAGUAUUUUUCACGUGGAUAGCAGUUUCUGUUUCGUGCUGCACAAUAUACGCUAUAAUUGCUUUUGUGGCUUUGUUAAAUAAAAAUGCUCUUCCUGAAGAUUUGGGUCUACUUUCGAUACCAUAUGUGAACGUUCCUGAACGUUAUGAUAUUCAACUACAAUUCGAUACAGAAUAUAAUAAAUCGAGCAAGUCAUUCUAUGGCGAGAACAAAAUUGUGUUCAAUAGUCUCCGUGAGUCAAAAUAUAUCCACCUCUAUAGCGGGAACAACAUCCAGAUUGCGGAUUUUUCCUUACAUAGUCUUAAUAACGCCAAAGAGGAAUUAUCCAUAAGGAAAGGAGCUUACGACGAAGUAACAGAGAUACAGACGUUCAUUUUGUCAACUAACACCUCUACUGAAGUUCCCUACUUGUUUAUUCUAAAAUUUACUGGUAAAUUCACUCCUGAAAAUGGUCCACGCAAGUUUUCAUACCUUUCCGAACGUGGUGAUAAGCGCUAUGGUGUAUGGUAUGCCGUGGAUAAUUCGGCCGGAAAAGGACUACGAUAUUUAUUUCCUUGCUUGGAUUCGAAAGAAUUCCCUGCAGAUUUUAACCUUACUAUAACUCGAAGUAAAUCGUUGAGAUCCCUUUCAAAUUUUGUCAGUUACAGAAGUACUUCGAGAGAGUCUGAUUUCAUGGAUGAUCAUUUCGCUCCGACAAUGAAAUUGUUACCGUCACAGAUUGCCUUUGUUUUAUGUGAUUUCCAGUACAAGAGAGAAGUUUAUGAGGGAACCACGAUUUCGAUUUUCUCCCGUCCAGAAAUACUUUCGGGAAUUUCAUUCAGACGUACAUCACAGUUUAUGGAUUCAGGAUCUUACGAAAUUGGAAAAAACGAUGCAAUUCUGAUACCUAAUGUGUCUACAAUACAUCAACCUGGUAUUAGCAUAAUUGAUGAAAAGGAAGCCGUCCGAGAAAGCGAGGAUCUUUUCCCGGAUUCAUCUUUAACUCGUAUCCAUAGAGCAAUGUCACGUCGACCACCUUCUCCAUUAUUGAAAUCAGAAAAUUUUCGUUAUCCUACACAACUUCAUACUCAACAUCAACACGGUGAGAUCGCUCCACAGGAUAGUGAUACGGACAGUGGAAUUUGUGCGGAUUCGGAACAACCAUCACCUAGACAACUAAUCGAAAUUCCUCUGAUAUUCUCGUCAAAUUGCGGUUCGGACUACCUCACACCUGAGAGCUACAGAAAACCUCUACUGUUCUCGGAAACCUCGAGGAAGCUACCUCAACGACCUACUGGAUCUGGUUCUGUGGCACGCAAUAUAAAGACGUAUCGAGUGCGAUUUGCUGACGAGGUAAACAGUGGUGCAUCGACAUCCAGUACGUGUUCCGAGCAAUCCAAUAAAUCCACGCGAUGUGCCACUGCUGUUCCACAAAGACAACAGCCGAAUCUAGUCAAAUCUUUAGAUAUUCCGGAGACACCAGCUCCACACUUUUCCAACAUCGCAAGGGGGAACAACGCUUGCCUCACUCCACAGAGUCAAACAUUCGAAAAUCAGUUGGAAAAGUACAAAGGAGUGAGGAAAACAGACCGGUUGGGCAACUAUUCCUAUCCCAUUGAAGAAGUGGAUACUCUCAGGCCACCGUCAUACGAUUUUGCAAUUAAUAGACUGAGACGGAAAGAAAAACCGAGAGAAUCGAUUCGAGAUUUUGUUAUACGACAAAACGUGAACGAAGCGUUAAGCCGAAAAUUACGUAGUCGUUCAUCGUCGUUACCAAGAAUGGACAGAGAAUACGAUAUAAAUGAAAGCUUUUAUUCUCCUCAACUACCGCCCAGCUAUCAGAUCGAUGACAGCCGAAAUCUUACCUUAAGAAGCUUGGAUAACCUCAAUAUCGAUUGUGAUUCACAUAUCGUUGAUAGUAGCAGAAGAAGGAAACUUCCGGUUGCACCUCUUCUUGGUCGUAUGGUUAACGCAAGGAUUAAUCGACAAUUUGAUCCAGAUUUUGGCCUACAUUCCACCUUACUACAUAGACCAUCAGAGGAGCAUUUGGCUCUACAACGAAUGUCAAGAAGAUCCGCAAGUAUAGGACCACAAUGUGAAAUUCUGGAUUAUGGAACCAGAAGGGAAGCUCCUGCAGUUCGAGCGGUACUCGUCGCACUGGAUCAAUGUGGUUUUCGAACGGUAAUGGUCGAAAAAACUCAGCCUGGACCAUUCGGAUUCUACAUUGCUACAGGCGUUAUGAACGGUCAACGAGGAAUAUUCAUAUCUCGUGUAUCAAUCGCUUCACUAUCACCGAUGCUAAGCGUUGGCGAUGAAAUACUGUAUGUUGAUGAUCAAUUAGUUAAAGGACGAAGUCUGGAAACGGUUCAAGCUCUUAUUGCCGGAAAAACAAAAGUGAUGAUUGUGCUUUUGCCUGCUAUCGGAAGUUGUAUUUAA
Molecule: messenger RNA, 2577 nt
Organism: Necator americanus (New World hookworm)
Lineage: Eukaryota; Metazoa; Nematoda; Chromadorea; Rhabditida; Ancylostomatidae
Exons: 20
Coding region: 1-2577 (858 amino acids)
Biological process (GO): centrosome cycle
Molecular function (GO): protein binding
Source: RefSeq, a predicted model, not a curated record